This is a messenger RNA of Acytostelium subglobosum LB1, 1920 nucleotides long. RefSeq lists its product as hypothetical. The record is from RefSeq and is a predicted model, not a curated record. NCBI's taxonomy places the organism in Eukaryota, Evosea, Eumycetozoa, Acytosteliales, Acytosteliaceae. The annotation marks the transcript as partial. The transcript has 4 exons. Gene Ontology annotation, molecular function: protein binding.
ACAUCAAACAUGAUAAUAUUGAUCAAGACCAGUACCAUCACAUUCUCACUGGACAUCAAUCCAUCGGAUAGGGUGUCAGUGUUGAUGAUAAAGGUGGCAGAGAGGGCCACACUCGAGCCCUAUCAAUUCCAACUAUCAUUCGCUGGUGAUGUCAUGAGUGAUCCAGAUGCGCCCAUCUCUGCAUUCGGUAUCAAGAAGGAGGGCACUGUCCAUCUCACCGUCAUCAAACAACUUGUAUACAGUGUAGAGUUCAAAGGUACUGUCUACGAGGCAACAAUCGCCAACAAUCCAGGUCUUACAAUUCACAGUCUAAGAGUGUAUGUAUAUAGUGAGGAGGAGUUGCCACUGGUGUCAAACGAUGAGGUGUUGCAACACUUUAUCGAGACAUCAGUGUCCAAUGACGUCGAGGUAGUGUUCUGCUUCGAUACAACUGGCAGUAUGAGUGGCGUGAUCAAGGAGGUGCGUGAGAAGGUGCGCGAGACCGUAUCAAGAUUGAUCAAGGAGAUACCUAGCAUCAGAAUCGGAAUCAUUGGAUUGGGUGACUACUGUGAUACACUCAAUGCCUACAAUCAACUUGAUCUUACAUCCAACGUUGACAAGCUAUGCAAGUUCAUCACUAGUGUACCAUCCACCAGUGGUGGAGAUGAGCCAGAGGCCUAUGAAUAUGCACUGUAUAGAGCCAAGUCAAUGUCCUGGUCCAAGCAUACAUCAAAGGCGUUGGUGAUGAUUGGUGACUCACCUCCACAUACUCCAUAUUACACCAACUUGAACUUGAACUGGAUACAAGAGACUGAUGAUUUGGAGGCCUUGGGUAUCAAGAUUUAUGGUGUGGUUUGUUGCCAUGACAGGUACAAGAGCUUCUACAGUGCAAUGGCUGAGAGGACCAAUGGUCUAUGCAUCAAGUUUGACAGGUUCAAUUUGAUCAGUGAUAUGUUCAUGGCCAUCUGUUUUAGAGAGUCGAACAAGGCCAAGUAUGAGGAGUUUAGGAGUGAGACUGCAAAGAACAACUCAUCGGAUGCUGGAAUGCAACAGAUGUUCAGUGACUUGGAUAAGGAGAACUAUAAAUUGGCGCCAAUGUAUGAAGAGAGUGUAAAGGAGAAGGAGAAUGAGAAGGAGUCCGCAGCCGACAAGUUGGAGGUCGGUGGUGAGAAGACCGACGCAGUGGUCGCAGCCAAGCCCCAGGCGAUCAGGAAGAGAUAUGGAGUGAUAAGCGAUAGCCCGGGAAUGCCCGACUUUAUAUCAUUCACCAACAUGUCGGACGAGACACUCAAGAACACCAAGAUAUUAUAUAGGAGUGUGGGCAGACUGUUCAUCAGCAGCGGCCACAGGAACAGCAAGUACAGGAACCCUGUGAUUGCCAUGGUGAUCGGAUCCAUUCACAUUGGAUUCGCGCAGAUGUCCAAGCAAUUGGUGUUGGAGCACAUUCACAAGAAGGGCAAGGUAAUAUUCCACGACUAUCGCCAGGACCGCUUUGUCAAGCCACCCGUCAAGAACAUCAUUGUUGCCGCCUUUGCCUUUGACUCGGUCGAGUCCUUUGAGCAGCUCUCGGACAAGAUCAAGGAGGUCAAAGCCCUGCUGCCCAAGACCCCCGUCGUACUCAUGGGUCUCAAAUCAGAUCUGAAGGAUCUCGAUACCGAGAACAUGGGAUUGAUCGGCAGGAUGAGGUCUAGGACAAGAUCAAAGUCAAUGUCAGUAUUGCCAACUACCACUGCUUCCACCACAGAUGGCGCAUCUACCACCACUACAGCUGUUGCCGUCGCGGCACCAGCUGUUAUUGUACCAAAGAGAAGUAUUGUCAAGAACAAUAUUGACAUGUUGAUGGCCGACUAUUCUCUUGAUGGAUACAUCGAGUGUAGUUCAAACAACAAGAGCUCACUCCUCAUGGCUGAGAAGAAGGUGUAUGAAAUAUACAAGAAGUAU